Molecule: messenger RNA, 3731 nt
Organism: Dipodomys spectabilis (banner-tailed kangaroo rat)
Lineage: Eukaryota; Metazoa; Chordata; Mammalia; Rodentia; Heteromyidae
Gene: Prdm4
Product: PR/SET domain 4
Exons: 11
Coding region: 124-2526 (800 amino acids)
Biological process (GO): transcription by RNA polymerase II; cell fate commitment; regulation of transcription by RNA polymerase II
Cellular component (GO): cytoplasm; nucleus
Molecular function (GO): histone methyltransferase binding; histone deacetylase binding; DNA-binding transcription factor activity, RNA polymerase II-specific
Source: RefSeq, a predicted model, not a curated record
AGAGGCCGCGGCGGGGCGGCGGUUGUGAGCCCGCGGCGGUAGCACGUGACGCCGGACGCGCCGCCUGAUGCCGCGGCGCCGCCGCCCCCAGCGCUGCUUUCUCCGACGCCCGGCCGCGAGCAGAUGCAUCACAGGAUGAAUGAAAUGAACCUGAGCCCAGUGGGGAUGGAGCAACUGACUUCAUCCUCUGUGAGCAAUGCCUUGCCAGUCUCAGGAAGUCACCUGGGCUUGGCUGCCUCCCCCACUCACAGUGCCAUCCCUGCCCCAGGUCUUCCUGUGGCAAUUCCAAACCUGGGUCCCUCAUUAAGCUCUCUGCCUUCUGCUUUGUCUCUGAUGCUCCCAAUGGGUAUUGGGGAUCGAGGGGUGAUGUGUGGGUUACCUGAAAGAAACUAUACCCUACCUCCACCACCUUACCCUCACCUCGAGAGCAGUUACUUCAGAACCAUUCUACCUGGUAUUCUUUCUUAUUUAGCUGACAGGCCACCUCCUCAGUACAUCCACCCCAACUCUAUAAAUGUGGAUGGUAACACAGCACUAUCGAUUGCCAAUAACCCUUCAGCGCUCGAUCCCUAUCAGUCCAAUGGAAAUGUUGGAUUAGAACCAGGCAUUGUUUCAAUAGACUCACGUUCUGUGAACACACAUGGUGCCCAAAGUCUUCAUCCUAGUGAUGGCCAUGAGGUGGCGUUGGACACAACAAUCACUAUGGAGAAUGUUUCCCGGGUUACCAGCCCAAUCUCUACAGAUGGAAUGGCAGAGGAGCUUACAAUGGAUGGUGUUGCAGGCGAGCAUUCUCAAAUUCCAAAUGGCUCCAGAAGUCAUGAACCUCUCUCCGUGGAUUCUGUGAGCAACAACCUGACAGCAGACCCUGUAGGACAUGGCGGUGUGCUACCUAUUCAUGGGAAUGGACUGGAGCUCCCUGUGGUCAUGGAGACAGACCACAUUGCAAGUCGGGUCAACGGGAUGUCGGACAGUGCCCUCAGUGACUCCAUCCACACCGUGGCUAUGAGCACCAACUCUGUAAGCGUGGCACUCUCUACCUCACACAACCUUGCCUCCCUAGAAUCUGUUUCCCUUCAUGAAGUUGGCCUCAGCCUAGAACCUGUGGCUGUCUCCUCCAUCACCCAGGAGGUUGCUAUGGGAACAGGUCAUGUAGAUGUAUCUUCAGACAGUCUUUCUUUUGUACCAUCUUCACUGCAAAUGGAAGACUCCAAUUCAAACAAGGAAAACAUGGCAACCUUGUUUACAAUUUGGUGUACUCUCUGUGACCGAGCCUACCCCUCAGACUGCCCUGAACACGGACCAGUGACUUUUGUUCCUGAUACUCCAAUAGAGAGCAGAGCACGACUUUCGCUCCCAAAGCAGCUGGUUCUACGCCAGUCAAUUGUGGGAGCAGAAGUUGGUGUUUGGACAGCAGAAACCAUUCCUGUGCGGACUUGCUUUGGGCCUCUAAUUGGUCAGCAAAGUCACUCUAUGGAAGUUGCAGAGUGGACAGACAAGGCAGUUAACCAUAUCUGGAAGAUAUACCACAAUGGUGUCCUGGAAUUCUGCAUCAUUACAACUGACGAGAAUGAAUGUAAUUGGAUGAUGUUUGUGCGCAAAGCUAGGAACCGUGAAGAACAGAAUUUGGUUGCUUAUCCCCAUGAUGGAAAAAUCUAUUUCUGCACCUCACAAGACAUCCCACCUGAAAACGAACUGCUCUUCUAUUAUAGUCGGGACUAUGCUCAGCAGAUGGGUGUUCCUGAACACCCUGAUGUGCACCUCUGUAACUGUGGCAAGGAGUGCAGUUCCUAUUCAGAGUUCAAAGCUCACCUGACCAGCCACAUCCAUAAUCAUCUCCCUGGUCAGGGCCACAGCAACAGCCAUGGGCCAGGCCAUAGCAAAGAACGGAAGUGGAAGUGCUCCAUGUGCCCGCAGGCUUUUAUCUCUCCUUCCAAGCUCCAUGUGCACAUCAUGGGCCACAUGGGAAUGAAGCCCCACAAGUGUGAUUUCUGUAGCAAGGCCUUCAGUGACCCAAGCAACCUGCGGACCCACCUCAAGAUACACACAGGCCAGAAGAACUACAGGUGUAGUUUAUGUGACAAGUCUUUCACUCAGAAGGCGCAUCUGGAGUCACACAUGGUCAUUCAUACCGGGGAGAAGAAUCUCAAGUGUGAUUACUGUGACAAGCUCUUCAUGCGGAGGCAGGACCUCAAGCAGCACGUGCUCAUCCACACGCAAGAGCGCCAGAUCAAGUGUCCCAAGUGUGAUAAACUGUUCUUGAGAACGAAUCACUUGAAGAAGCACCUCAAUUCUCAUGAAGGAAAGCGGGAUUAUGUCUGUGAAAAAUGUACGAAAGCUUAUCUAACCAAAUACCAUCUUACCCGCCACUUGAAAACCUGCAAAGGACCCACCUCCAGCUCCUCAGCACAGGACGAGGACGACGACGACUCUGAGGAAGAAGACCUUGCAGACGCUGUGGGGGCAGAAGACUGUCGGAUUAGCAGUGCUUUAUAUUCAGCAGAAGAGUCUCUCGCUGCACAAAAAUGAAAGAGAACGCGGUUGCUUUGGACGGAAACACAAAGGGAAAGACACACAUUAGGCAGUUACCCACUACAGUGAUUUUGAUCCAAAAUGGUUUCUGAUUUCCUUCCAGCCAGCAGUUAAAACAAGACUGGGAAUGGAUAAAGCACUUACAAAGGUGUCUGAGUGGAAACACAGUGAAGGAUGGGAGGGCAAGGGCCAACUUUGGAGAUCUGUUCUUUUAUGUACUUAGUUUUGGAAAUGCUUCACAGUAGCCUUCUGCUCAAGAAAAUCCGAUUUAUUUCAGACUCUCCCACUCUGUUUUUCUCUCAGUCCUAUGACAUAUUAACCUCUAAAUUCGAUUGCUGCCCCACUGCCAUCCACUUGCUGAUGGUCAUUUAUGCAGAUGUGCGCCUUACACAUUGCACAGUGGGCUGAAGCAGAGCAGUGGAACCAUGCAGCAUGAACUGUAAUCAUAGAUUCAAAGCAGCCCCUGUGCUAGCCUCUCCUGGCCCAUUUGGGAGUUACAUCUUGCUUCCCGAAUGUCCAGCAGGUUCCUAGAGGGCAGGUAGAAAAGGAGCUGUCAGCCAAUGAGUAAUGAUAGAGGGAAGGAAGGGAGGAGGGGCCAUGCAGGAGUUAGUGUUAAUGGAAGCCAGGUAGAGUCACCUGGUUAAUGUUAUGUGGCGCUCUUUGUAGGUUUAUCCAUGUCUCUCUCCCAUAGAACCUCGAGUCAUUUAAAGAGGGUCUAAAUUGUCUCUUGGUGGCCCGUGGACUCACCAGAGUGGUAUCUCAGCCCAUGGAAGGGAAGGAAGGGAGAACUUUGGUUUGCUCCUUGAGAAGUAGAUAGAGAACAUUAAAUGUUGCCAACUGAAAGCAACAGAAUACUCCAAGUGCAUUGGGACAUUUGCAGGGUUAGGUCUUUGCAGCUCUGCCAAAGGACCUGACCAGCUGAGCAUGGAGGAUGCCAGUGGAGUCAGAAGGUGACGGCUCAGUGGUCACCACCACCCAGGCCUGUGCCCAGGUCCCUGUGAGCAGGCAGAUGCAGCUUUCGUGAAGAAGCACGCAUGCUCCAGUGACAGCAGAUAGGACAUCCCUCCUAACUGAAGGCACAACUUCUGGACCAGAGGACCCUGGGGAGAAGGUUUUGCUGCUAAUGUAUUUAUGGAACGAAUGUAUUUCAUUCAAAUCUGUAUUCCUCUAGAAAGGAUUAAAAUAAUUUUUUUUAAAUACAA